AGAUGGAGGGUUCGAAGGAGGGAUAGACAAGACAUUACCUCUGUAAUGUCAGCGAAAGCCAAGGUGCUGCUGUGGGUGCUCUUCUCUCUGCUGCCUCUAGUGGGAGGAGCUCAUAUGAAGGCCGGUGGGGGGGUGGCAGGUGUGGGAGCGGACUCGGGCCACGGCGUGGGCCUGGUAGGAGGCCAGGAGGAGCGGGAGCUUCCGGUGACGCUGCCAGAGGUGGUGGAGGAUGAGGAGCAGGAGGACGACGGUGACCCUUACUCUACUUGGCAUGCUCUUUAUGACCCCUUUGUGAUGGAUGAGAUAGACGACCAUCCCAACAGACGCUGGGUGGGACGCUCUCCACGCUCCUCUGACCCGUCAGACCCUCAACCCAAGGGAUCAGCAAAGAAAAAGAAAAAGAGGAAGAAGAAAGAAAAGGAGGAAGAAGAAGAGGCAGGAAACGGAGACAGAAAGGGUAAAGGUAAAAACAGACAGCCCAAGCAGAGCAGCAGGGAUUGCCGUGUGGAGAAAAGAGAGAUGAGGGUGCGGGACCUGGGCCUGGGCUUCGACUCAGAUGAGAUAGUCCUCUUUAAGUUUUGCGUGGGCUCCUGCCAGUCCUCCAGGACAAACUAUGACCUGGCACUCAAGGCGCUGCUGGAGAACGGGUCUCUGCCUCGACGCACCGCCCGUAAGGUCAGCGGCCACCCCUGCUGCCGUCCUGACCGGUACGAGCCGGUUUCCUUCAUGGACGCUCAGACCACAUGGAGGACCAUCCAGUCGUUAUCUGCCGCCAGCUGCAUGUGCAUGGGCUGAAACGUGAAAGGAGGAGGAGGAUAAGCAAGGUGGAUUCAGCCAUCUGGAACAGGCCGGAGAGAAGACGCUCAGUGUGGACGCUGUGUGAGGAGACACACACCGAGGAAGGACCAACUGGACGAGAGGUGGAGGUGGAGGCCGUUACUGACAUCCUGUGGAGGGUUCUCUGAGAUGUUCUCCUUAAAGGGAGAUUCCAGUCUUUAGAUCAAUACAUGUGGUAGCUAUGGGGUGUUUGAGGGGAGCCCUAUGUGAGAAGAACAUCCCAUCACCGUCUCUGUGAUGGUC
Molecule: messenger RNA, 1080 nt
Organism: Sphaeramia orbicularis (orbiculate cardinalfish)
Lineage: Eukaryota; Metazoa; Chordata; Actinopteri; Kurtiformes; Apogonidae
Product: artemin-like
Exons: 3
Coding region: 46-795 (249 amino acids)
Molecular function (GO): receptor tyrosine kinase binding; glial cell-derived neurotrophic factor receptor binding; growth factor activity
Source: RefSeq, a predicted model, not a curated record